AUGAAUCAUGGCAGUAUUUUAUAAUGACGUCUGCUGAUUCAUCCGUUCUUGUUAAUCGUCGCGAGGAAACGUCAGGCGCUGCUGUCAAAGGACACAUUAAACUUGAAGAUGGUUUGAACAUAAGGGAUCUUCUAGAUCUAAAGGAUGCAUUCCUUGAUAUAACUGAGGGAAGAUCAGAUAAAAUAUCAUACUCUGAAUUUAGAGAGGCAUGUCAGACAAUACUUGGAUCAACUCAUGAAGAGCAAUUGAAAGAACUCUACCUGCAAGUAGAUGUGGCAGGAGAAGGUCAUAUUGACUGGGACAUGUUCUGUUCUCAUCUUCUGCGGCAGUUUUAUGAAAAAGAUGAUAAAAUGAAAGCAACAAAG
Molecule: messenger RNA, 365 nt
Organism: Bolinopsis microptera
Lineage: Eukaryota; Metazoa; Ctenophora; Tentaculata; Lobata; Bolinopsidae
Exons: 5
Molecular function (GO): calcium ion binding
Source: RefSeq, a predicted model, not a curated record